Messenger RNA from Vanessa atalanta (red admiral), 4974 nucleotides. Its product is annotated as GATA zinc finger domain-containing protein 7. The coding region runs from base 211 to 4329 and encodes 1372 amino acids. NCBI's taxonomy places the organism in Eukaryota, Metazoa, Arthropoda, Insecta, Lepidoptera, Nymphalidae. The record is from RefSeq and is a predicted model, not a curated record. Gene Ontology annotation, molecular function: RNA binding; lipopolysaccharide binding. The transcript is spliced from 8 exons.
CGUCAUAUCAUGGCUGCCAUAAAGCUUGAUCUUGGUUGCUUUUCUUACGAAAGAGUGCUUGGUUUUCUUUGAAAGUGGCGAUUUCUGUCAAUUUGUCUUUUAUUUACAUGUCGACAUGCUUUGUUCGGUAAAGUUUGUGUAAAUUGAUUUUAGUAGUGAUAUGGUGACAAUGUAUUCAAUUUAGGAGUUGCAAUUUUCUGCCAAAACAAAAUGAACGACGGUGAUUGGAUAUGUAGCGACCCGAAUUGUGGGAAUAUAAAUUUCGCACGACGAAAUUCUUGCUACCGUUGCAAUAAGGAAAGACCAAAUGCAGCAAAACCUUUUAAAAAGAAACUUGGUACUGAAAUUGGAAAGUCAGCUGCUGAAAAAUCCCGCGGACUUUUUAAUGCGGACGACUGGCAGUGUAACAAAUGCGCCAAUGUCAACUGGGCCCGGCGGCAGACUUGUAAUGUUUGUAAUGCGCCCAAAUUUGGAGAGGUUGAAGCCCGUACUGGUUACGGGGGAGGCUACAAUGAACGAGGUGUAGUCGAAUAUCGUAGAAGAGAAUCUUCUUCAGACGACGAAUAUGACGAAUUUGGGAGAAAGAAGCGAAAAACGAAGUCAGAAGAAAAGGUUGGCAUCACUGAAGGACCUGUAAACAAAAAGUUGCCAUCAACGAUGCUGCAGAAGGAAAUAAAUAUGGACAUUGUUAUGCCGGUACCAGUUUCGAAUAUAUCAUUACCAAUCAACAAUAUUCCUGAAAAAGUAAAUGGCAGUCUUAGUGAUGGUUCAGUAUGCGACUUUCCUCCACUCAACAGAAUGGCAUUAAAUCAGAAUCAAUUUCAAAAUCAACCUAAUUUUUACAGACAAGAAUUAAACAUUCCACCAUACAAGACUAAUGGGAUUCAACGUAAACGUUUUUCCAGUAUAGGUGAUAAAGAUCACACGGGGUCUUCAGGCUAUGACACCAGUUCAAAGAAAAGUAGGAAUGAGAGUAGUGUUUCACCAGCUUUAAAAUCUUAUAACCCAGUCAUGGAAAAUAGGGUUUCAUCUACUAAUAAUGAUGUAGUCUAUAAGUUUACGGGCUCAAAUCCAGCUGAAGAUUUCGAGGUGAUAUAUACUGUUGAAGAAAGAGUUAAAGCAGCUGCUUUUGCUAUAGUUUAUAACAACUGUAAAAUUAGUACAGAUAAAUUUGAAUCAUUGUAUGACAAGCCAGCACCAGACUUUAAGACAAUUUUUGCUUGGAGGCAAAGACUUCUGGCAACUGGAUGUUUGGUAGAUUCACACUUAGAGAUACCUAAGAAGGAUCCUGAAAGACCUUUUAACAACCAAGUUGUUACACCUACUCCUUGUAAAAACAAGAUAUCCCACAAACUUCCUAAUCCUGAUGAAAUUGCCAUAAUAUCGGACAGUGAUGAGGAUUGUUCUAAAAAUCAAGAGGUCAAUAAUCAGGCUAUCUUUGGUUUAAGGCAAAACAGUGUUAGCACAGAUACUUUACAUAUCAGUGGUAUUGAUAAUGAAACAAGACCCACGGGUGGUUCUGUGAGCACUGUAGAUGAAAGGCUUUCACAAGGCAGAAGUCACUCAGCAUCAACGCAUCAUCGAACAAGAUCCAGUUCCUGUGAUAGUCAAGAUUCCAACUAUCCCGAAUCAGAAUUGGAGCAACUAAAUUCAAAAACUUUAAAUGCAAGAAAGAGCACUUCUGUAAAACCAAAUAAUGCACGGCAGUCAAUUUGUGACUCUGAUUCAGAAUCAAUUUCAUAUAAUAGUGAUGAGGUAGACUUUCGGUCUCGUAUUUUUGGUGAUGGAAGGAAAGUUAAGCGGAAGGUAAAAAAACGUACUAUUCCUUCUAAUGAAGUUAAUUCAUAUAUACCUGUUGAGAAUCAGCCAUUUCAAGGAUAUAGCACUCUAAAAUUAAAAGAACAGUCCCCAUUAGUGACAGGAAACAUUUACUUGUCCAAUUUCCAAAAUAUGAGUGUAAAUCAAAGAACUCAAGAUACACAUACACUGGACACCGAUGGCUACUCCAGUGAAUAUGUGCCUACAAAGCUGGGUGCGAAGGUCAAAAACAAUUACCAGGAUUUUAAAAAUAAUGUAAAGAAAAGAGGAUUUUGGGCGAAGGGUAAUGGAAAUGCAUUUUCAAAUACACCAAAAAAAACCACUAGAGAACAUAAAGAUAUUAUUGUUGAAAAUCCAACUACAAACUACAUAGAUUCCCAAGGAUACGUUGCACAGGUUCCAGGCUUAGAAAGGCGAAUUGAGGACUUUACUAAAGAUGAAAUUGAUAGUUGUGUAAUAGCAGAUCAAUACAUGCCAUUUGAUAAGCCAAUGGAAAUAGUAACAAAUGUUUUGAAAUCAUCUGAAAAUUCGUCUCGCGUUUUUGACAUUGUUCAAUCGAAUACGACUGUAAAAAAUAAAAGUAUCAUGGACAUUUUUGGCAAUAACGAACAUGAACCAGAAAAUCCUGAGAGAAACAAUGAUAUAGCUAAUUUUGACAGUGCCCGAAAAAAGUACGAAACAGAAUGGGAUGAGGAUGAUGACGCUCUUUAUAAAAAUUCUGACUCAAUUGAUGUGUCACUUGAGAGUAUACAUUGUAAGCGUACACCAUCACCGCCUAAUAUUGGAUCAAUACGCUCCGAGAGUCCUAUGACAAAUAUGUUAUAUGGUACAAGUUCAGAUGCGCAAAACACGACGGAAACAAAUAUAGUGAACGAAAAUAUUAUAACAGAUAAACGCGAUAUGUUAUUAGGUUUACUAAAAGACUUGCAAGAAAAUGACGAACAAUUAAUUACUAAUGAUAUGUCCACUACACCCGUAUCUAUAACUUCAGUAUUAAAGAAAAGGGAAUCAAAUGAAAAUUUAAAUAAACCACAAUCUAUUAAACCGAAUUCCAUUAUAAAUAAACCACAAACCAAUCUGAUAGAACGAUGUGAAAUGAAAUGUACCACAGAAAAUAAAGAAUUAUUUUUGUCGCCACCGGCACCUGAAAUAAAGCCUAAAGUAGUAAGUCCAUCGAAAAGAGUACAUGUAUUGGAAUCAAUAACUAUUAGAGCAGAUAACCGAAAAGAUACUUUAAAAUUGAAUCAAAUAUGUGGAGAAAAACAUGAGCCAGUCAAUAGAUCACCAAUGAAACAAAUGAUAGAAAACCCGUCAAAAGGUGCAAUAAAUAAUGACGUUAAUAAAUCUCAAAUGCAACAAAACACUAUGCCUUUUGAUCUUUCAAACAUAUUAUCAAAUAUAAAUACAAAUACACUUCUACUCGCUCUCCAAAAUUUACAACAAAUGUCUCAACGGCCAAGUGAUAAUAUAAAUCAUAAACAAACAGCUAGUUGCCAGCAUAAUGGAAAUCACAUUGAAGAGGGAACAUUAGAAACAAUUAAUUUAACUAAUGAUGAAGAUUGGGAGAAAGAAUCAAAUCAAGAUGAAAGUAUAGAAAGAGAAUUAGAAAAAUUAGAUGGAAACACUGGUGAUACUUCUUUUUUAAGUGAUAUUUUUGAUCCGGGACCAGUUUCACUACCGCCGAAUGUUAACACAAAACUAAACAUUAAUCUUAAAAAUACAAAUGACAUCAAAAAUCAAACGACACAUUUAAAUGAGAAUGCGCCAGUGAUAGGGAAUUUUAAGAGCUUUGCAUUGCCGAAACCCAUUUUGUUAAAUAGAUUGAAAUUGUCAGUCAAACAGCCAGACAAGAAUGCCAAGACUGGUGAAGGGAAAAGAGUCAAACGAAAGAAAAAGACUAAGCCAUCUGGUUCUCAAGAAGGCGAGGCUGGGGAGGAGGACGACGAGGAAGAGUCAGGGGAUGAAGCUGAUCUCUCUAAGUAUGAUCUAUGGGGCAGCGAUGGGGAACAGGGCAACUCUUCCAAAAUGGCUAAUGACGAUAAACAGAAAGACAAUGAAAGCCCUAAAGACGAUAGCUCUAAUACUAUAGACAAAAAUGGAAGAACAGAAACAAAAAGUAAAAAAAGAUCGAGAAGUUCGUCAUCAUCAUCCACUUCUUCAUCGAGUUCCAGUUCUAGUCACAGUUCCUCGCAAACGCCCAAAAACAAAUUCGAUGAUUUUAACUUAAACAGUGAGCGGGAAUCGCAGCACGGGUCGCCGAGAGGCCGUAAGUCGCGCUCGAGGUCGCGAUCGCCACGAUCUCGCUCAGCGAGCAUCCCCUCCCGACGGAAGUCGCGAGACAGCAGGUCCGGUGGAGAAACCAGUAGGAGUCAUGACACAUCCCGCGAGAAGGAGAGAUCUCGCGAUCAUGACCGACGGGACAAGUCCCGAGGUUCCCGUGAGCGCAAGGAGCGUCGAUACAGCCGGGAUGGGGCUAGUAAUCACUACAGUGCUAGAGGAAGACAUCGCUAAAUCACACACACUUAAAAAAUUACCAACUCGUCCUCGUCGUGAUACCUCUUGAAGUGUUUUGGACUUUAAACUAAUGGUUGCUGGAUUAACUAUUUAUCAAAAUUUAUAUUAUUUGAAACCUGCUACGUAGUAAGCGUAUAGAGUUGUUUCUUUACAUAUAGCGGCAAAAUUGUUCUACGCAUUUUUUCUGUAACUAUUAUUCUAGUAAGAGAAAUGUAAUAGUUGUUAAAGUUCAUAGUAAUUCAUACAUAUUAUGAAUUAAUGUUGGUUUUUAUAAUUGGAAAUUGAUCAAGAUUACGUUGGUAAUUUGUAAAGAUGAUUAAAUAAUAAUAUCAACCGCACAUCCCUCUAGAUGUAAAAAGCUCGGACUUUAUAUAGCAUUUAUGAUUCGAUACAGUUGAAAUGUUUCAAUCAGUAACUCGAAGGUGUCAACUUGUGAUCUUUGUUUUUUUUUUUUCGAUUUGUAAAUAUUAGAUAUCGUAAUGGCUUUGCUGUAAAUUAGACCUAAGCAAAUUCCAUAUUUUCCAUUAAGAAAUACACUUGGAUAUUGGAAAAUAUUUCCGUUAUGACUUAGUGACUAUGUAACUAUCGAUAUUUUAUAAGAAUAUGUGGUAAUUGAUUUACCAAUAAACACGAAAUGACUUU